AUGGAUCCCCCCUCCCACCCCUAUUACCCCCUUACCACCCCAAUCCCGUCCUACGUUGCCAACGAAUCCUCCGUGCUUCGACUUCUCACCACUUUCGGCCUCAUGGUCUGCGUGGUUGUCGGCCUGGCGUAUUGGCCGACCAGGCGGAGCCAAUUGCAAUUACGGGCUCUGGAUAAGUUUGCUGUCAUGUGGUUCGCCCUUUGUGGCUUUCUGCACGUCGGCUUUGAAGGCUACUAUCUGCUUCAUCGAACCAAUAUUCCUGGUCUGCAGACCAUAUUUGGCCAGCUUUGGAAAGAGUACGCCUUGUCCGACUCGCGGUAUCUCACAGCUGACGUGUUUACGGUCUGCGUCGAGACCAUUACUGUUUUCGCAUGGGGUCCGCUCAGUUGGACCACCUAUUUCGCCAUCUUGACCAACUCACCUUAUCGCCACAUCAACCAAGUCAUAGUGUCGACAGCACAUCUGUAUGGCGUGGCUCUCUACUAUGGUACCAACUGGGGCGACCUGCACUCGUUGGGCGUUUCGUACAGCCGCCCCGAGUUUCAGUAUUACUGGGUGUACUACGUUGGUCUCAACGCCCCAUGGGCAGUGAUUCCCUUUGUCUUCCUUUACGACAGCUACCGCCAGACAGCAAAGGCUUUUCGUCUUCUGCAAACGAAAGAGUCGGAUCGCAAGGCCCGGUAA
Messenger RNA from Ustilaginoidea virens, 684 nucleotides. RefSeq lists its product as uncharacterized. NCBI's taxonomy places the organism in Eukaryota, Fungi, Ascomycota, Sordariomycetes, Hypocreales, Clavicipitaceae. The transcript is spliced from 5 exons. Gene Ontology annotation, molecular function: cholestenol delta-isomerase activity; steroid Delta-isomerase activity; C-8 sterol isomerase activity. Gene Ontology annotation, biological process: sterol biosynthetic process. Bases 1 to 684 code for a protein of 227 amino acids. Gene Ontology annotation, cellular component: membrane; endoplasmic reticulum. The record is from RefSeq and is a predicted model, not a curated record.